ACCAAUAAAACAUGGAGAAGGACAAUACUACUGGGAAAUAUUCAGUUGUGUGAUGACCCGGGAAAGAGAGGAAGAUGGUGGUGUUGGGUUCACUUUGCCAACUUAACCCCUCUCCAGUUUUAACAACAACAACUUCUUCUUCUUCUUGUUCAUGUUUAAGAUCAACACAAAAUGGUAUUUUCACAAGAAGAAGGACAAUACUACUGGGACAAAGUCUUGUAGUGACUUCUUUACUUGAGUUGUGUAACCCAAUUCUCUCAGCUCCUUCGUUUCGCCUUGCAAUUGCCCAACAACAACAACAAGAUGAUCUUCAGCAAGAAGAAGACCGAAUUGUGCAUCUCUUUGAGGAAACAUCUCCGUCUGUUGUGUUUAUCAAAGACCUUGAAAUAGACAAAAGCCUCAAGACCUCUGCUGAAGAAGUCAUGCUUAGAGAGGAUAAUAAUACAAAAAUUGAAGGGACAGGUUCUGGCUUCAUCUGGGACAAAUUUGGUCACAUUGUCACAAAUUACCAUGUGGUGUCUAAAUUGGUCACGGAUACAAGUGGAUUACACCGUUGUAAGGUAUAUCUGGGAGAUGUAAAGGGAAAUGGAUUUUACAGGGAAGGCAAGAUUGUUGGCUAUGAUCCAGCAUAUGAUCUAGCGGUUCUUAAGGUUGAUGUUGCAGGAUAUGAAUUAAAGCCGGUCGUCCUUGGUACUUCACGGGAUUUACAUGUGGGCCAGAGCUGCUUUGCGAUUGGAAAUCCUUACGGAUAUGAGAAUACACUAACAACUGGGGUGGUCAGUGGGUUAGGGAGGGAGAUACCCUCACCAAAUGGAAGCGCCAUUCGAGGCGCAAUUCAAACAGAUGCAGCCAUUAAUGCUGGGAAUUCCGGUGGGCCCUUGAUUGAUUCAUAUGGCCAUGUCAUUGGAGUUAAUACUGCAACCUUCACACGUAAAGGCACGGGAGUAUCAUCGGGUGUCAACUUUGCGAUCCCAAUCGACACUGUUGUGAGGACUGUACCUUAUCUUAUUGUUUAUGGAACCCCUUACAGUAACAGGUUUUGAUAAUCUUUUUUCUAUGUAGUGCAUCAAUAAAAGGAUACCUCUCACAAUGCUUCUAGUGGUUCAAAAA
Messenger RNA from Morus notabilis, 1110 nucleotides. RefSeq names its product protease Do-like 5, chloroplastic. The transcript is spliced from 8 exons. Bases 75 to 1043 code for a protein of 322 amino acids. Gene Ontology annotation, molecular function: serine-type endopeptidase activity. Gene Ontology annotation, biological process: proteolysis. Lineage: Eukaryota; Viridiplantae; Streptophyta; Magnoliopsida; Rosales; Moraceae. The record is from RefSeq and is a predicted model, not a curated record.